Meloidogyne enterolobii is the source of this 582-nucleotide messenger RNA. NCBI's taxonomy places the organism in Eukaryota, Metazoa, Nematoda, Chromadorea, Rhabditida, Meloidogynidae. The record is from the annotation of a GenBank genome assembly.
AUGGUUUUGGGUGAUCAACGAAAGAGAAAACUGGAAAAGGCUUACAAAGGUUGUUUAGAAAACAAUCCCAAAAUUAUCUUUAAAUCCCUUUUAUUUAAAGCCUACCAAUUAUUGCGUGAAGCAAAUGACCUCGCAGAGUGGAUAAAGUCACGAGAAACAGUUGCUUCUCAACAAGAAAUUGGUCAAGAUUUGGAACAUGCAGAAGUAUUACAAACAAAAUUCAAUGACUUUAAAUGUGACUUGAAAGCAAAUGAAGUUAGAUUACAAGAAAUGAAUCAAAUUGCUACUAGUUGGAAGGCUUUAGAACAAAAGGCGGAACAAAGAGGGCAGCAAUUAGAAUCUGCACAUGAAGUUCAACGUUUCCAUAAGGACGUGGAGGAGACGAGGGAUUGGAUACAAGAAAAGAAUGAAGCUUUGGAUACUGAAGAUUUUGGUCGUGAUCUUCGUUCAGUCCAAGCUCUACAAAGAAAACAUGAGGGAGUUGAAAGGGAUUUGGCUGCUUUAGGGGAUAAAAUACGUGCUUUAGAUGAAAAAGCCAAUCGUUUACGCUUUUCUCGCUCAAGAGGACCCGACUGGGGAUAA